Messenger RNA from Meleagris gallopavo (turkey), 2050 nucleotides. NCBI's taxonomy places the organism in Eukaryota, Metazoa, Chordata, Aves, Galliformes, Phasianidae. The record is from RefSeq and is a predicted model, not a curated record.
AAAUUUCUUUUCGUGUGCUUAGGCAUUGGAGAGAAGUAUUCAACAUGGGAGCCAACCAAACGAGAGUUAGAAUUGCUACGACACAACCCCAAGCGGAGAAAAAUAACCACAAACUGCACCAUAGGUCUACGAGGGCUAAUCAAUCUUGGGAACACAUGUUUUAUGAACUGUAUUGUCCAGGCACUUACCCACACUCCACUGCUGCGAGAUUUCUUCCUCUCCGACAGGCACAAAUGUGAAAUGCAAAGCCCCAGCUCAUGUCUGGUCUGUGAAAUGUCUACGCUUUUUCAGGAGUUUUACUCUGGGCACCGAUCUCCUCACAUUCCAUAUAGGUUAUUGCACCUGGUAUGGACUCAUGCACGGCAUUUAGCAGGGUACGAGCAACAAGAUGCACACGAGUUCCUCAUUGCUGCAUUAGAUGUGCUACACAGACACUGCAAAGGUGAUGAUAAUGGGAAGAAGGCCAACAACCCCAACCACUGUAACUGCAUCAUAGACCAAAUCUUCACAGGCGGACUACAGUCUGAUGUUACCUGUCAAGUCUGCCAUGGCGUUUCCACAACGAUAGACCCAUUUUGGGACAUCAGUUUGGAUUUGCCAGGUUCUUCCACCCCGUUCUGGCCUCUGAGUCCAGGGAGUGAUGGCAGUGUCGUAAAUGGGGAAAGCCAUGUAUCAGGCACCACCACUCUCACAGACUGCUUGCGAAGGUUUACAAGGCCAGAACAUCUAGGAAGCAGUGCCAAAAUCAAAUGUAGUGGUUGCCAUAGCUACCAGGAAUCUACCAAACAACUCACUAUGAAGAAAUUACCCAUUGUGGCCUGUUUUCAUCUCAAACGGUUUGAACACUCAGCCAAACUGAGGCGGAAGAUCACUACGUAUGUCUCAUUUCCACUGGAGCUGGACAUGACACCAUUCAUGGCUUCCAGUAAAGAGAGCAGAAUGAACGGGCAGUACCAGCAGCCGACGGAUAGUCUAAACAAUGAUAAUAAGUAUUCCUUGUUUGCAGUAGUUAAUCACCAGGGAACCUUGGAGAGUGGGCACUAUACCAGCUUCAUCCGGCAGCACAAGGACCAGUGGUUCAAGUGUGAUGAUGCCAUUAUCACCAAGGCUAGCAUUAAGGAUGUACUAGACAGUGAAGGAUAUUUGCUGUUCUAUCACAAACAGUUCCUGGAGUAUGAAUAGCCUUAUCCAGCAGCUUGUCAGAUAUAAACAAGGAAGAAAAUAAGCAAGCCUUCUGAAUCGACACACAAACCUACCUGAAAUAAAAGACCCAUUAAAAAACAACUAGCACUGAGCUGUAACAGGACCUACUUGACACUGGCUCCAAGCCUGGCGGAGUGAGAAAUGAACAAUGUCCAACGUGUAUGCGGUCCCGCAAGGACAGAAAGGGGGAAAAAGGAGGCUGCAGUCAGUCACUUAUCAGAGGAAAUACACAAUGACAGGAAUGCUCUGGGUGGGGGAAAUGGGAGCAGAGGAGUCCGGGCACUGGUACAUCUCCUAUGUUCCUCCAAAACGUGUGUGGGAAGGCGAGGGGGUGUACUCUCAUCUCCAUAAAGCAUCUUCUCCAUUGGUGCUUCAGCUCCAACGACCAAUCAUAUAACAGUUAAAAUUAAAAAAAAAAAAUCCAAGCCCAUUUUUUAUGCAUAUGGAUCUGAAAGCAGUAGAGUGGAGGAGGAGGGAAUGACACAACUAAAGGACUUUGCAAGUAUCUUUUUAUUUGUGAAUUUUAGUUAUUAAAUAAAUACAGUAUGAAACUAUUAGGCUCUUUUUUUUCCACCAACAAAAGAAAUCCUGAAUUGUGGAACUGAAGCUGCAGUACAGACAGGUUUCCAAGCAUGCCUGCUUGCACAGGUAAUGUUCAAUGCCAUCGGACUGCUCAUCCAAAGCAUCAGCACAGAUUCAUUUCUGUUUGAGCCCUUUGUUUUGUUUUCUAUAAAUAGCUAUUUUCUUAAUUUUUUUCCUUUUAUUCCCUUUUUUUUUUUUCCACAAGAAUGAAAUUCAUAAAUGCAACCAUCAGUAAAAUGACUGAAUUGGUGUGUUUAUACUGUAA